Mytilus californianus (California mussel) is the source of this 1440-nucleotide messenger RNA. Its product is annotated as flavin-containing monooxygenase 5-like. The record is from RefSeq and is a predicted model, not a curated record. Gene Ontology annotation, molecular function: flavin adenine dinucleotide binding; N,N-dimethylaniline monooxygenase activity; NADP binding. NCBI's taxonomy places the organism in Eukaryota, Metazoa, Mollusca, Bivalvia, Mytilida, Mytilidae. The transcript is spliced from 7 exons. Bases 1 to 1440 code for a protein of 479 amino acids.
AUGUAUUCAGUUUUAUUUACAUGUUCAGUAACUUUUUUUAUACAGACAAAACGAAUAGCUGUCAUUGGUGCCGGAGCCAGCGGACUUCCUGCUAUUAAAUGUUGUCUUGACGAGGCUCUACACCCAGUCUGCUUUGAACUAACAGAAGGCAUAGGAGGAUUAUGGAAAUAUACCCCCAAAGCACAAGACGGACGAGGUACGGUUAUGAAAUCUACAGUCAUCAAUGUCAGCAAGGAACUUAUGGCUUUCAGCGACUUUCCUAUUCCAAAAGAAUUCCCAAUGUUUAUGCACAACACCCUCGUUCAGAAAUAUCUGGAAAUGUAUGCUGAACAUUUCAAUCUUCUACGACACGUGCAGUUUCAAAAAGAGGUAGUGUGGUGUGAACCAACAGUUGAUUUUGAGAAAACCGGAAAAUGGACACUUAAAAUAAAAGACAUAAAAAGCGGAAAAAUCAUCAAUGAAAUAUUUGAUGGUGUUAUGGCGGCUACAGGUCACCAUACAGCGCCACUUCUGCCUGCUUUUGAUGGUCAGGACACAUUUAAAGGUAGAACUCUUCAUACCGUGCAGUACAGAGACCCGUUAGAAUUUUCUGGAAAACGUGUAUUCAUCAUUGGUAUAGGAAAUUCUGGUGCUGAUAUUGCAUGUGAACUCAGUCGCGUUGUUCUGAGUACUAGAAGUGGAAGUUGGGUUAUUCAGAGGAUAGGAAAUAAAGGGAUGCCAUUUGAUAUGUUGGGAACAACAAGAGCAGUUCAGUAUUUCCAAAAAUGCUUGCCUCUCUCAUUAUUGAAUAGCUUAACAGAGAUGCAGAUCAACGCACGGUUUGAUCAUGAAAAAUAUGGACUAAAGCCAAAUUAUCCUCCAAGAGCACAGGAUCCAUUAAUUAGCGACGAAUUUCAUUUGAGAAUAGCAAACGGACUAGUUCAGAUAAGACCAAAUGUUAAACAUUUUACCGAAAGUAGUGUAGUCUUUGUUGACGGAUCGGUGUACGAUGAUAUAGACGUUGUAAUAUUUGCGACGGGAUAUAAAAUAGGAUUUCCUUAUGUAGACAAACAAAUUACGGAAUCUAGGAACAACGAAGUGGACCUGUAUAAAUUUAUAUUCCCGCCAAAUUUAACUAAACCUACUUUCUCUGUUAUUGGAUGUGUACAGCCGUUGGGAUCUAUUACGCCAGUAGCAGAACUACAGAGCAGGGUUGCGACACGUGUUUUUAAGGGAGACGUGCAAUUGCCGACCAGAAAGCAGAUGUGGGAUGACAUCUACCAGAAAAGAAAAGAAAUAGCCAAGCAUUAUACUCAUUCAUUACGUCACACUGUCAUGGUGGAAUUUAUCGGUUAUCUCGAUGAAUUAGCAGACAUUAUAGGUUGCAAACCUCGACUGUAUUCAACUGAAAUUUUUCUGAAAGAUGAUUUCAAAAUAUUUCAAACCAGUUAUCAACCAUAG